Molecule: messenger RNA, 742 nt
Organism: Arabidopsis lyrata subsp. lyrata
Lineage: Eukaryota; Viridiplantae; Streptophyta; Magnoliopsida; Brassicales; Brassicaceae
Product: pleckstrin homology domain-containing protein 1
Exons: 1
Coding region: 134-571 (145 amino acids)
Source: RefSeq, a predicted model, not a curated record
ACCAAAACGCAGCGUUUUGACAGCAAUUGAGUGGAUACCGAAUCACACAAUAAUACAGAAAGACAUUAAAAAAAGCAAUAAAGGAAUCCAUCGCGCGACGAACAAGUCGUGGUGAGAUUUUAGGAAGACGAAGAUGGAGAGUAUCUGGCGAAUCGCGACGGGCCAAGAUCCUAACCGUGAAGAUUACGAAGGGAUCGAGUUCUGGUCAAACCCUGAGCGUUCUGGUUGGCUCACAAAGCAAGGCGAUUACAUCAAAACCUGGCGUCGUCGUUGGUUCGUUCUCAAAAGAGGGAAGCUUCUCUGGUUCAAAGAUCAAGCCGCUGCUGGAACUCGUGGAUCUACGCCGCGUGGUGUGAUCUCCGUUGGUGAUUGUCUCACCGUGAAAGGAGCUGAGGAUGUUGUGAAUAAGCCUUUUGCUUUUGAGCUAUCUAGUGGUAGCUAUACCAUGUUCUUCAUUGCUGAUAACGAGAAGGAGAAAGAAGAGUGGAUUAAUUCGAUUGGAAGGUCGAUUGUGCAACACUCGAGGUCUGUGACGGAUUCUGAGGUUCUCGAUUAUGAUCACAGGCGGUGAUUAUUAUUACUAUCUAAAUGUGUGAUUUUGUUGUUGUCUCUCACUCUUUUGGCCUUAGGGUUUUUUCGUGGAAUGUAAUACUCUCUUUUCUUUAAAACUAUGAUGUUAUUGUACCUUGAUCGUGAUGUAUCUAAUGCCUCAAGUUUCGAAUCGAUUCUCUCUUUGUCAUGA